Bactrocera latifrons is the source of this 2007-nucleotide messenger RNA. Its product is annotated as peroxisomal N(1)-acetyl-spermine/spermidine oxidase. NCBI's taxonomy places the organism in Eukaryota, Metazoa, Arthropoda, Insecta, Diptera, Tephritidae. The record is from RefSeq and is a predicted model, not a curated record. The coding region runs from base 159 to 1943 and encodes 594 amino acids. Gene Ontology annotation, molecular function: polyamine oxidase activity. The transcript has 5 exons.
UAAUAAGCUUUCAAAUUAGAUCGAUAAAAUAUUGCGGAAAAGUGUGAGAAAAAUCCGGUUAGAUGAAAAUAUUGACCAAAAAAUAAUAAGACGUUGGAGAUAAAUGCGCUAAUGAAGUGUGCUUAAACAUUUAGCAAGCAAAGUGUAAUUCAUAGAAAAUGGGUGAAACUGCACCAAUGCCUUCGCCAAGCACCCAAGAGGUAGCAAGUACAAGUGUUUCAACCAACAACGAAACGAUUACGCAGCAACAGCAGCAGCCUUUGAAGGUGAAGGUGCUGAUUAUAGGUGCAGGCAUGGCAGGACUUUCUGCCGCAAAUCAUUUUCUUCAUAAUGGAUGCAAUGAUUUUCGCAUUCUUGAAGCACGUAGCCGGAUCGGCGGUCGUAUUAUUUCAAUACCGCUUCGUUCACAAAGAGUCGAACUUGGUGCCAAUUGGAUACACGGCGUUUUGGGAAAUCCGAUUUUUGAGAUUGCCGUACAACACGGUCUAGUCAGUGUAGUUAAUGUACCGAAACCACACACGGUUGUUGCCACAACAGAGGAUGGCAAUCAGGUUCCUUUUAACAUUUUACAAGAGAUUUACGAGGCAUAUGUGUGUUUUAUGCGACGAUGUGAUGAGUAUUUUAUGUGUCAAUACAGCCCACCGCCGGAUAUUAAUAGCGUUGGCGAGCAUAUUAAUUACGAAAUUGAAAUUUACUUAAGUUCAGUGCAGGAUCCGAAGGAAAAGCGCUUGAAACAAUUGAUCUUCAAUUGUUUGCUAAAGCGUGAAACUUGUAUUACUGGCUGCACCAAUAUGAACGAAGUGGAUCUAUUGGAAUUAGGCAGUUACACAGAAUUGCAAGGCGGAAACAUUGUACCACCACAAGGCUACAGUUCUAUAUUGCGACCGCUCUCUGCGUCUAUACCUAAGGAGGCAAUCAUUACUAAAUGCCCGGUAAAGAAAAUUCAUUGGAAACGAAAAAAGACAAUUACCGGUCUAGAGACGGUGGAUGAGAAUUCUGAAGAUGAUGAUUCAGAUGAUACCGAAAAGACAGUUACCGAAGUGCCGGCAGCAGGCGCUCAAACAACGUCAGCAGGAAAGCCUAAUGAUGGUGUCGUGCGCGAAAAAUCGACUGAGUCAGAUGAGAACUGUGAUUCGAGUGGCAAUUUAGUUGAUGCUGCUGUAAGAGUAGACUGUGAAGACGGACGAACCUUUUACGCUGAUCAUGUGAUAUGUACCAUACCCUUAGGUGUGCUUAAAUCAACACACAAAACGCUCUUCACACCUGAAUUACCACAUUAUAAACAAGAGGCAAUUGAGAAUUUAAUGUUUGGCACGGUUGAUAAAAUUUUUCUGGAAUACGAUCGGCCUUUCAUGAGCACCUCCAUUUCGGAAAUAAUGCUAUUAUGGGACGAUGACAAGUACGAUUUGCAUCUUUCGGACGAAGAACGCAAUUCAAAGGAAUAUUUAAGCAAGAAUUGGUACAAAAAGAUUUAUUCCUUCGCCAAAUUAUCUGAAACAUUACUUUUGGGUUGGGUUUCUGGACGAGAGGCUGACUACAUGGAGACAUUGUCGCAUGAAGAAGUGGCAGAAAAAUGUACCGAAAUAUUACGUGCAUUCUUGAAAGACCCGUAUGUGCCGAAACCCAAGCUUUGUGUGUGCACAAGUUGGAAGUCGCAGCCGUACACUCGUGGCUCAUACACAUCGAUACCUAUUGGAGCAACACAAGAGGAUAUUGAACUGUUAGCGCAACCACUUUACGUCAACCCACAAGCGCAUAAGCCCGCAGUACUGUUCGCCGGCGAGCAUACACACUCCAAUUUUUAUUCAACCGUACAUGGUGCCUAUUUGACUGGUCGUACUGCCGCUCAGUACUUACUUUCCACAGAUGAACCGAUCGAAGUCGUUAUGGAAGCUGACUCCAGCGAUUUGAGCUCCUGGAUACAAGGCAUUUCGCUGGAAUGAAAAGUCUCACUUAUACCCACACACACACACAACAUUGUGGAACAAAAGACAAGUGCAACGAAAG